AUGAUGCUGUCCCCGAUGGUGGCUGGGGGGGUUGUGUUCCCGGGACUCUUCCUCCUUUCCAAGAACACGCUCCAGAGGCUGCCCCAGCUGCGCUGGGAGGAGGCCGACGCGGUCAUUGUCUCAGCCAGGCUAGUAUCCUCAGUCCAGGCUAUCAUGGCCUCCACAGCUGGCUACAUUGUCUCCACCUCCUGCAAACAUAUCAUUGAUGACCAACACUGGCUAUCCUCAGCUUACACUCAGUUUGCAGUGCCCUACUUCAUCUACGACAUCUAUGCCAUGUUCUUGUGUCAUUGGCACAAGCACCAGGUCAAAGGUCAUGAAAAGGAUGAGGGAGGGGCUGGCCCCCCAGGAGGCACUUGGGCUGUGGCCCGAGGUUACCUGCACAAGGAAUUCCUCAUGGUGCUGCACCAUGCAGUUAUGGUGCUGGUCUGCUUUCCACUAUCAGUGGUGUGGCGCCAAGGCAAGGGAGACUUCUUCCUGGGCUGCAUGUUGAUGGCUGAAGUCAGCACACCCUUUGUCUGCCUGGGCAAGAUCCUCAUCCAGUACAAGCAGCAGCACACCCUGUUGCACAAAGUGAAUGGUACCCUGAUGCUGCUGAGCUUCCUGUGCUGUCGAGUGCUGCUCUUUCCCUACCUGUACUGGGCCUACGGGCAGCACGCGGGCUUGCCGCUGCUCUCUGUGCCCCUCAAUAUCCCGGUUCACGUCAACCUGGGGGCUGCCCUGCUUCUGGCUCCGCAGCUCUACUGGUUCUUCCUCAUCUGCAGGGGGGCAUGCCGCCUCUUCAGGCCUCGGGGACCUGCCCCUCCAGCCCCCCGCCAGCCCCCGGGAUUGCACGAUGGGCCCCGGGACUGA
Molecule: messenger RNA, 852 nt
Organism: Trichosurus vulpecula (common brushtail)
Lineage: Eukaryota; Metazoa; Chordata; Mammalia; Diprotodontia; Phalangeridae
Gene: TLCD3B
Product: TLC domain containing 3B
Exons: 5
Coding region: 1-852 (283 amino acids)
Biological process (GO): lipid homeostasis; ceramide biosynthetic process
Cellular component (GO): endoplasmic reticulum; membrane
Molecular function (GO): sphingosine N-acyltransferase activity
Source: RefSeq, a predicted model, not a curated record